This is a messenger RNA of Ananas comosus (pineapple), 1788 nucleotides long. RefSeq names its product histone H2B.3-like. Lineage: Eukaryota; Viridiplantae; Streptophyta; Magnoliopsida; Poales; Bromeliaceae. Gene Ontology annotation, cellular component: nucleosome. The transcript has a single exon. The record is from RefSeq and is a predicted model, not a curated record. Gene Ontology annotation, biological process: nucleosome assembly. Gene Ontology annotation, molecular function: structural constituent of chromatin; DNA binding; protein heterodimerization activity. The coding region runs from base 620 to 1420 and encodes 266 amino acids.
AGCACUCUUACUGCAUAAAUAGAUAAUAUUUAAUCGGAGUCAAGAGUUUUUUUUUUUUUUGUAAAAGCUAAAAUCAAUUUAUUCUGUCCGGGCUUAUUUUGUUGUAAUUUUAUUUUUUAAUCAAGAUCAUAAUAUAUUCGACGUCUUAUCAAUUUAUUCGGUUCGAUUGUCAUAACGUUUGGUUCUUUUUCUUCUUUUUUUUUUUCUAUUUUUAGUUCCAAAAUCAAUAGAAAUUAAGGCGAAUUAAUCUUUUUAAAUUCCGAAUGUCUCUCGACGUUUCACUGGGGAGUGUUACUGGAGUCUCUAGAGCGUCCACUGGAGUCCACGCUCCCCUCAUUCCCAGCCGUCCGAUCAUCAACUCUCCUGAUCCCGAGCCGCGAACUCUUGAGAAGCUACGAUCGCCGUCCACGUCACCCAUACCCUCCCAAGCGUACGACACGCUCACCGCCAAGUGUCGAGCGUUAAACCCCACCCCACUUCCCCCGCCUACAUAUUUCCNCCCUUCCCCUGUUUCAUUGUCCCACUCUGUUCCUCAAUCGCGGCUCUAUAUUGCCUCCUUAAUCAAAGAAGAAAAUAAUACUAAUAAUAAUAAAUAAGAAACAAGGAGAGUGCGAGGAGAAUGGCGCCGAGGAAGCCGAGGAAGAUGGUGGGAGCUGUGGUGAAGACGACGGCGAAGGUGGUGGAGGAGACUGUGAAGGUCGCUCCUGUGGUCGGUGUCGGAGACGGAGACGGAGAUGGAGACGGUGCCGAAGAAGUAGAAGAAGCAGCAGUACCUCUCAAGGACUCCAAGGUUGUGCAAGUUGUCGUAGUCGGCGGUGAGAAGGGUGAUGGCGAAGUGCCGGAGGCGAAUGACGGUAGAGAUGAGCCUGAGAAGAGAAAGGAAGCAAUGGAGGUGGACGAGAACCAAGCACCGAAAGAGACCGGAGAAGAGUCGAAAAGGAGAGGACGAGGACGGCCUCUGAAAGAGCGAGGGCCGGAAACGCCGACGGAGAAGUCGGAGAUACCGCCCGCCAAUAAGAAGAAGGAAAAGGAUCGAGGAGGGAGGAGCGAAGGAGAAGCGGAAGAAGGAAAAGGGAGGAGGAGGAGGAGGAGGAAGAGGAGGUUCGGGAGUGCGGGGGACGCGGGGAGCGGAGGCGUGGGCGGGUACAAGAGGUACGUGUUCCGGGUGCUGAAGCAGGUGCACCCGGAGCUGGGGGCGUCGGCGCGGGCGAUGCAGGUGCUGGACAUGAUGAUGGCCGACAUGUUCCAGCGCCUGGCGGAGGAGGCUGCACGAUUGUCCAAAUACACUGGGCGGGCGACGCUCACCUCUCGCGAGAUCCAGAACGCCGUGCGCCUCGUCCUCCCCGGCGAGCUCGGCCGCCACGCCGUCUCCGAGGGCACCAAGGCCGUCACCAACUACAUGGCCAGCCAGAGCAGCUGAGCCCCCCCCCCUCCUCCCUGGUUCAACUGAGCUUAGCCUUUUUGUUCUUGUUUUUGUUUUCAACUUAUUAGGGAGUGGAAGAGGAUCUGGCGAUUUUGCUUCGGUUUGUACAGUAGUAGCGACCGAUCGACUGGAUCCUGUUGCUGUGUUUUUCUGUGAGUUGUUGUAGCACACUGGGUUGGUAAAUAUACGUAGGAGACUCUUAGAUUGUUGUUUUCUCUUGUUGUGUGUAGUUGCUCCUCUCUUUUGGAUGACAAUGUAAUGUAGCACACAAGCAUUGGCUCGUGUAAGAAACAAGUGGAUUAAUUGCUGGAUGUUGGUGGAGAAUUUGAGUGCUUUUCUUCUCUCUACCAUUAGUUAGUUCAAAA